Telopea speciosissima is the source of this 2110-nucleotide messenger RNA. RefSeq names its product pentatricopeptide repeat-containing protein At2g01860-like. NCBI's taxonomy places the organism in Eukaryota, Viridiplantae, Streptophyta, Magnoliopsida, Proteales, Proteaceae. The coding region runs from base 144 to 1661 and encodes 505 amino acids. The transcript has a single exon. Gene Ontology annotation, molecular function: protein binding. The record is from RefSeq and is a predicted model, not a curated record.
CUGCAUUAUACUUGUUUGAUGAAAUGCCUAUACGACCUUGAAUUUCCUUUUGUUGGCAGUGACUAUUAUCAUUUUCGGGGUUUUCUUGCACAAGCUCGGCAACACCACUGUAGGAAAUCCGAUAUAAGUUGAUUCAAAAAGACAUGGAUUCGCUACUUGCAUCCUACCAUGAAUCUCCAAUAGCCCAACUACAAUUUUUCCGAUUCAAACCAUUAGACAGACCUGAAAUUUCGAGAAAUUCUUUGAGUAUCUUUAAAAUUGGAACCACGACUCGAUCUGGUCAGCGCCAUUACCAUAGGAAGCCACCCAAAAAUCUCAGAUUUCCACGGCGCCCAAAGCUUCCACCAGACCCCAUGGUCAAUAAAUCCAUAAAGAAGAGAACUUCUGGAGCAGACCCAUCAUCUGAUAAUGAUAAUGCCGCUGAAGAGUAUGAUACUGCUGCCACUGUUGAUGAUGAUCCUGUGUGGAGCUCAGACGAGAUUGAAGCAAUUUCAUCUCUUUUCCAAGGAAGAAUAGCUCAAAAACCCGGGAGUUUGAACAGGGAGAGGCCGCUCCCACUCUCACUUCCAUACAAACUCAGACCAUUGGGACUUCCUACAUCUAAGAAACAUGUGAGAAUGAUUACUCCACUCUCAUCUAGAUUGUCCUUGUCUAAGCAAGCAUACAAGAACCCUGAUUUCCUACUGGCUCUAGCUAGAGAAAUUAGGGGGCUUCCAUCAGAUAAAGAUGCAUCUGAAAUCCUCGAUAAGUGGGUUCAGUUCCUCCGAAAGGGAUCCCUGUCCUUAACAAUACGGGAAUUGGGUCAUAUGGGUCUUCCACAGAGAGCUCUGCAGACCUUCUGCUGGGCUCAGAAACAAUCUCAACUCUUCCCGGAUGACCGCAUUCUUGCUUCAACCAUUGAGAUCUUAGCAAGGGCCCAUGGACUGAAAAUGCCUUUCGACUUGGAGAAGUUUAUGAGUUCAGCCAGUCGGACUGUUAUUGAGGCAAUGGCAAGGGGCUUUAUACGAGGAGGGAGUUUGAAUCUAGCUAGGAAGCUGCUCUUAGUUGCCAAGGAUAAUAAAAGAACACUGGAUGCAAGCAUCCAUGCAAAGCUGAUACUAGAGCUUGGUAAGAACCCAGACAAAUACAAUCUUGUUUUGGCUCUACUAGAUGAGCUUGCAGAUAGAGAUGAUCUGCAACUGGAGCAGCAGGAUUGUACAGCAGUCAUGAAAGUCUGUAUUAGGCUCAAGAAAUUUGAUAUUGUUGAGAGUCUCUUUAACUGGUACAGGGAAUCUGGACGUGACCUGAGUGUGGUCAUGUACACUACUAUGAUCCAUAGCCGGUACUCUGAGAAGAAAUACAGGGAGGCACUCGCCCUGGUUUGGGAAAUGGAGGGAUCAAAUUGUCUCUUUGAUCUUCCAGCUUAUCAUGUUGUCAUAAAACUGUGUGUCUGUUUGAAUGACCUCUCAAGGGCUGUAAGAUAUUUCUCAAGACUCAAGGAUGCAGGUUUCAGUCCAACAUAUGAUAUAUACCGGAAUUUGAUCAAAAUAUAUGCCGUUUCAGGGAGGUUAGCCAAGUGUAAGGAGCUCUGCCAGGAUAUAGGGUUGGCAGGAUUCAAGUUGGAUAAGCAGAUGGAGUCUCUUUUCUUGGGUUUGGAAAGAAAAGUUGGUUCAGUUACAUAAGAAUUCCAGUUUGUCUGUUCAGGUGAUCAAACUUCUCUUUUCAUAUUGGUUUAUUUCUAUAAAUAGAGUAUUUCUUAUUGAGUAUGGAUUUCUAUACCAACUGAUGCCGCUUAGAAUUAUCAAAAUUAAGGCAGAACAAAUAACAAAAGGCACAGUAAUAGGGAUGGAGCUAAUACUCAUACAUUCCGAGUCCUGAAACAAAUGACUGCUUAAUUAAAUAAAGACAUGUACAUGUUUGUGUGAGUGUAAGAACCAUAGGAUCCUUCAAUUGACAGAGGCCUUGCUGAUUUAGUGGAUAAGGCCAUGAGUAAAAAUGAUUUGCACAUUGAAAGGUUCUCCCUAUCAGUUUCUGUUCCAUUGAUUUCCAUUGGAGUUCAUUUAUUGGUUUUUGUCACUUGAUAAAUUUAUAUUUAUUGGGUUGUGGUGUUAUACAUUCUGUUAGAAUUGAU